CAAGGGUUUUGGUCCCCAUAUUUGUGCUCUUGCGCCAUGCCGCCCAUGAAUGGUAAAUACGCUGCCCAACACCGUUCGUCUGCAGACUCGGCCGCGUCUUAAAACAUUCCGUCUCUUCAAUUUUGACAUUACUCACGAGUUAAGGAAUCUACGAGAUGAAAUUUCUUGGAACGGCGGCGCUCCCCUGCGCGCUCCUGAGCUCGGCGGCAUGGGCUGCACCCUACACGGAGGCGCUCAUCAGCUUACACAAGACGCUCGUCGAGGCUGACUCGACCACCAAGUCGGAAGCCCUCGGGACGCAGGCACUCAAGACUUAUCUCGAAACCAACUUCACCGUCGAGCUUCAGACCGUCGAAGGAGACAGACAGAACGUCUACGCGUACCCCGGCAACGGCCGCAAGGCGCGCGUGCUCCUCACAUCGCACAUCGACACGGUGCCGCCCUACAUCCCGUACUCCCGCGACGGCGACGAGAUCUGGGGCCGCGGCACGUCGGACGCGAAAGGGAGCGCCGCCGCGCAGAUCACGGCGGUCGAGUCCCUCCUUGAGAGCGGCGACAUCACCGAGGGCGACGUUUCCCUGCUCUUUGUCGUCGGCGAGGAGUCCGGGGGCGACGGCAUGAAGGCGGCGAACAGCCUGAACCUCACCUGGGAAUCCGUCGUCUUCGGCGAGCCGACGGAGAACAGCCUCGUGCGGGCGCACAAGGGCGUGCUGGGGUUCAACAUCACCGCCGACGGGGUCGCUGGGCAUUCGGGGUACCCCGAGUACGGGCGGAGCGCCGUCGACCUCCUCGUCCGCGCUCUGGACAAGCUGCAGGAGACCGCGCUACCUUGGACCGAGGAGUUUGGGAACACGACGCUGAACGUGGGGUUGAUCGCGGGCGGCAUUGCAGCGAACGUCAUCCCCGAGAGUGCCUUUGGGAGGGCCUCCAUUCGCGCAGCGACCGAGGAUCUGGAGGGAAUCAAGGACAUCCUCAACAAGGCCGUGUCCGAAGUCACGCCUGAGCAUGUCGAACUGACCUUCACCGGACAAGGAUUGCCCAUCAGCCUGGACUACGACGUCGAAGGGUUCAACACGACCGUAGUCAACUACUACACUGAUGUGCCCCAUCUGAACGGCACCCACAAGCGUUAUUUGUACGGGCCGGGGACUAUUCUUGUCGCUCACUCGGCGGAGGAACGGAUCACUGUCUCGGACUUGGAGCUUGCGGUCGAGGGCUACAAGAAGCUGAUCCUGGAGUCGCUGAAGCGAUGAAAGGUUUGUGGCGCUCGAACCGGCGUUGGACCCGUGACUUCUCAAGCUCGUGAAGGCUGCCGACGGGAUUACAACUAGAAAAGAAAAAAACGAAAGAAAAAAAAGAACAACUAUCAAGGUUGUUGAGCAAGCCUUCGACUCAGUGGGAGUGAAUCCCUGUUGUACAAGGUCUAGGAAAAUAGGAAAGUGACCCAUCUGUGUAGAUCGAUGAGUCCUG
Messenger RNA from Colletotrichum destructivum, 1470 nucleotides. RefSeq names its product Putative peptidase M20, bacterial exopeptidase dimerization domain-containing protein. The transcript has 2 exons. Bases 156 to 1253 code for a protein of 365 amino acids. The record is from RefSeq and is a predicted model, not a curated record. Gene Ontology annotation, molecular function: hydrolase activity. Lineage: Eukaryota; Fungi; Ascomycota; Sordariomycetes; Glomerellales; Glomerellaceae.